Molecule: messenger RNA, 1149 nt
Organism: Ilyonectria robusta
Lineage: Eukaryota; Fungi; Ascomycota; Sordariomycetes; Hypocreales; Nectriaceae
Product: S-adenosyl-L-methionine-dependent methyltransferase
Exons: 4
Coding region: 1-1149 (382 amino acids)
Biological process (GO): ergosterol biosynthetic process
Cellular component (GO): endoplasmic reticulum
Molecular function (GO): sterol 24-C-methyltransferase activity
Source: RefSeq, a predicted model, not a curated record
AUGGUUGCCUCAUCCACUGCCUCCAACCUCGAGCGCGAGGAUCACCAGCGCGAUGCCGACUUCAACAAGGCCAUGCACGGCACCUCCGCCCAGGCCCGCGGUGGAAUCGCUGCCAUGUUCAAGAAGGGUGGUUCUGCCAAGCAGGCUGCUGUCGACGAGUACUUCAAGCACUGGGACAACAAGCCCGCUGAGAAUGAGACUGCUGAAGAGCGCGCUGCCCGAACUGCCGAGUAUGCGACCUUGACGAGACACUAUUACAACCUCGCGACCGACCUUUACGAGUACGGCUGGGGCCAAUCCUUCCACUUCUGCCGAUUCUCUCUGGGCGAGCCCUUCUACCAGGCCAUUGCCCGUCAUGAGCACUACCUUGCCCACAGCAUCGGCAUCAAGGAGGGCAUGAAGGUUCUUGAUGUCGGCUGCGGUGUUGGCGGUCCCGCCCGGGAGAUCGCCAAGUUCACUGGCGCCCACAUCACUGGCCUCAACAACAACGACUACCAGAUUCAGCGAGCCACCCACUACGCUGCUAAGGAGGGUCUGUCGAACCAGCUGGCGUUCGUCAAGGGUGACUUCAUGCAAAUGUCAUUCCCCGACAACUCCUUCGAUGCUGUUUACGCCAUUGAGGCCACUGUCCAUGCCCCUACCCUGAAGGGCAUCUACAGCGAGAUCUUCCGUGUUCUCAAGCCCGGUGGUGUGUUUGGCGUUUACGAGUGGUUGAUGACUGAUGAGUACGAUAACGACAACCUUCGCCACCGAGAGAUCCGUCUGGGUAUCGAGCAGGGCGAUGGUAUCUCCAACAUGUGCAAGGUUUCUGAGGGUCUGGAUGCGAUCCGUGAUUCGGGCUUUGACAUGCUCCACCACGAGGAUCUUGCGAUCCGCCCCGACCCUCUCCCCUGGUACUGGCCUCUGUCUGGCGAGCUGCGAUACAUCCAGUCAAUGGGAGACAUCUUCACUAUUGUGCGGAUGACGACUUGGGGUCGAACGAUUGCGCACGGUUUGGCCGGUGUCUUGGAGACACUGAGGCUGGCUCCCGCGGGAACCAAGAAGACUGCCGACAGCCUCGCUCUGGCUGCCGACUGCCUGGUUGCUGGUGGACGGGACAACCUGUUCACUCCCAUGUACCUCAUGGUCGCCCGCAAGCCCGAGGCGUAA